AACUCUGCAGGUUUCCGGCUGUAGCAAGGUGAUCAUGGCUUCUGCUCUGAGCUCAGCCGUGAAAUUAUUGAAUUCUAAUGCUCGUAAUGCAUUGAUUCUCAGAGCUGGGAGUUGUCUUCAGUUUAUUAGAGGUGCACAAUGGUUUCCCGACGAAGAGUUCUUGAACCGGUUCAGCGGGCCCGUAAUGUAUCCAGAUGAGGUGACAUCAAAACUUAUGAAGUUGCCAUGGAACAGAAACAUGCCCCCCAAAGAAAAGAAAGUGCGGAACAUGGAGAUCAACUUUGGGCCCCAGCAUCCUGCUGCCCACGGAGUGCUCAGGCUCGUUUUGGAACUUGACGGAGAGACUGUAAUGAGAGCGGACCCGCACAUCGGAUUGCUCCACCGUGGCACUGAAAAGUUGAUGGAAUACAAAACUUACACCCAAGCACUUCCCUACAUGGAUCGACUCGACUACGUGUCCAUGAUGUGCAACGAGCAGUGUUACUCGCUGGCUGUGGAAAAGCUGCUUAACAUUGAAAUCCCAAAGAGGGCCAAGUACAUUCGAGUGCUCUUUGCUGAGAUCACUAGGGUCCUUAAUCAUAUCAUGGCGGUGGGUACUCAUUGUCUCGACAUUGGUGGUCUGACACCUUUCUUCUGGCUUUUCGAGGAGAGAGAGAAGCUGAUGGAGUUCUAUGAACGUGUGAGCGGAGCACGCAUGCAUGCUGCCUAUGUGCGUCCUGGUGGAGUGUCCCAGGACAUCCCCCUGGGUUUGCUAGAUGACAUUUAUGCCUGGGCAGAGAAGUACAGUCAGAGGCUAGAUGAGGUGGAGGACCUGCUCACUCAGAACCGUAUCUGGAAACAGCGUACGAUUGACAUUGGAGUCAUAUCUGCGGAAGAUGCUCUCAACUGGGGCUGCAGUGGAGUUAUGCUUCGUGGCUCUGGCAUCAAGUGGGACCUGAGGAAAACACAGCCAUACGACGACUACCAGGACUUUGAAUUCGAUGUACCCGUUGGUAGGAAGGGAGACUGCUACGACAGGUACUUGUGCCGUAUGGAAGAGAUGCGUCAGAGUCUGCGCAUCAUCCACCAGUGCCUGAACAAGAUGCCACCCGGGCCAAUAAAGACAGACGACAACAAGUGCACACCUCCUUCCAGGCACGAGAUGAAGACUUCAAUGGAAGCGCUGAUACACCACUUCAAGCUGUUCACAGAGGGAUACCAAGUUCCUCCAGGAGCCACGUACACAGCUGUAGAGGCACCUAAGGGUGAAUUCGGACUGUACAUGAUCUCAGACGGCAGCAGUCGACCAUACCGGUGCAAAAUCAAGGCACCUGGGUUUGCACAUUUGUCCACACUAGACUACAUAGGAAGGAAUCACAUGCUGGCUGACAUUGUGGCAAUCAUUGGUACCCUGGACGUGGUUUUCGGUGAGAUCGACCGUUAGACCAAACAUCGAAGACUGUAUUUAUGCGAGCACACAGCAAACGAGUAUAGGAAAUCUAGCAUCUUCUUCACGUUGCUUAGGCAUGUGAGGGGCUGUGUUCUUUAAAAUAAAACUGCUCAACACGA
Molecule: messenger RNA, 1548 nt
Organism: Ornithodoros turicata
Lineage: Eukaryota; Metazoa; Arthropoda; Arachnida; Ixodida; Argasidae
Gene: ND-49
Product: NADH-ubiquinone oxidoreductase 49 kDa subunit-like
Exons: 12
Coding region: 35-1423 (462 amino acids)
Biological process (GO): mitochondrial electron transport, NADH to ubiquinone
Molecular function (GO): quinone binding; NAD binding; oxidoreductase activity, acting on NAD(P)H
Source: RefSeq, a predicted model, not a curated record